AUGUGCGUGAGCGCUCUGCUAAAUAAUGCACAUCUCUGCUUUGAAGUUACUGAUUUGUUCAACAACACAUUUCCUGCUUGCGCGCCUAUUUUAAAAUCUACUGUUCAGAGAACAGUAUCACGAUUUGCAGAAACAGGAUCUGUAAAUGAUCGACCACGUUCGAGAAGACCUCGAACUGCAACGGAUGCUGACAACAGUUUGGAAGUUUUGCAAUCUUAUGUGGAGAAUCCUCACACAUCCUUAUCAAAAGCUGCACAUAUGCGUGGUAUUAGUAAAACUUCAAUCCGUAAAAUUUUGAAAGAACAUCGUUUUCAUCCAUUCAAAAUUAAGCUGGUUUAUCAGUUGGCGGAAGAUGAUUUUGAUAGGAGACUUGAGUUCUGUAAACAGAUGAUGAUGCGUAUUGACGAAAACAAUAAUCUUCUUAAUUUAAUAGUAUUUUCAGAUAAAGCCACAUUUGAACUGAAUGGGAAUGUUAAUCGCCACAAUUGUAGAUAUUGGAGUAAUGUAAAUCCUCACUGGAUGAGGGAUAAUCAUACACAAUAUCACCAGAAAUUAAAUGUAUGGGCAGGAAUAAGUGGGAAUAACAUAAUAGGUCCUUUUUUUAUUGACGGUAACUUGAAUGCUGAAAACUAUUUGACAUUAUUACAAAAUGGAAUUGUUCCUGCAAUUCAACAAUUAUUCGGCGAAGAAUUUGAUAAUGUGUGGUUUCAACAAGAUGGGGCUCCUGCUCAUUUCGGCUUGCAAGUGCGUGCAUUUUUCGAUCACAUUUUCCCAGAAAAGUGGAUUGGUAGAAGAGGUACAUUAAAGUGGCCACCCAGAUCACCUGAUCUGAAUCCUCUAGACUAUUUUUUUGAGGGUCAUUUAAAAAGUAAAGUGUACGCUACAAAACCUCUAAAUCUUCAAGAUCUUAAAAAUCGCAUUCGUGAUGAGGUAACUCUCAUCACACGCGAUCAACUGCAAAAUGUGAUCAAUAGCUUUUAUGUACGACUGGGACAAUGCUAG
This is a messenger RNA of Pseudomyrmex gracilis, 1002 nucleotides long. RefSeq lists its product as uncharacterized. Gene Ontology annotation, molecular function: nucleic acid binding. Lineage: Eukaryota; Metazoa; Arthropoda; Insecta; Hymenoptera; Formicidae. The record is from RefSeq and is a predicted model, not a curated record. The transcript has a single exon. The coding region runs from base 1 to 1002 and encodes 333 amino acids.